AUGGCAAUCAAGAAGGCUAUCGUGGUCGGCGCCGGCCCAUCAGGACUCAUCCUCGCCCUCCUCCUGGGCAAGCAGGGGAUUGAGGUCGAAAUCCUCGACGCAGGCACCGAACUCAACAGGCAACCACGCGCGGCGCACUAUGCAUCCCCCGCCGCCUACGAGCUCGACCGCGCGGGAGUCCUCGACGAUGUCGUCGCCCAGGGAUUCCACAUAAAAGGCAUGUGCUGGCGAAAGAUCGACACGACUUUCAUCGCCGGCAUGUCGCAUGAGGUCUUUCCGGCGGACUAUCGGCACCGCAUGGUCGUCCUCCCCUUGGACCAAUUGGGCGAGCUGCUCUGCAAGCACAUCGAGCGUCAGCCUACCUGCCAGCUGAAAUGGGGACACAAGGUUGUGAAGGUCGGACAAGAUGAAGAGAAGGCCUGGGUGGAGGUUGAGACGGCGACAGGCAUGCAGCGGCACGAGGCCGACUACGUUCUGGGCUGCGAUGGUGCCAGCAGUACCGUCCGACGGGAGUUGUUUGGUCCUGAAUAUCCCGGAGAGACCUUGGAUGCGCAGAUCGUCGCGACGAACGCGUAUUAUGACUUUGAGAAAUACGGCUACUGGGACAGCAACUUCAUCGUGCACCCGACCGACCUGUACAUGGCGGCCCGCAUUACGAACGACGGCCUUUACCGGGUGACCUACAUUGACACGCCGGGUCUGAGCCGCGAGGAGUACAUCCGACGACAGCCGAUGAAGUAUGAAAAGAUCCUCCCCGGCAACCCCAAGCCGGGCGAGUAUCGCGUCACCAACAUCAGCCCGUAUAAACUGCAGCAGCGGUGUGCGCCGAGCUUCCGCGUGGGAAGGGUGGUUCUCGCAGCAGAUGCCGCGCAUCUGUGCAAUCCUUUUGGCGGCCUUGGUUUGACCGGUGGUAUUGCUGACGUUGGCAGUCUCUUCGACGCCCUGAUGGGCAUCCACAAGGGACUAGCGGACGAUAGCAUCUUGGAUAAGUACAGUGAGGUGCGGCGCAAGAUCUGGGCGGAGACUAUCGAUCCCAUGUCGCGGGAGAACUUCCGAAGACUGUACGGACAGGAUCCCGACAAAGCACGCGAGAAUGACGAGUUCUUCAAGAUGUGCAUCCAAGCCGAGACUGAUCAGGACCUGGCUCGGGAAAUUGCGCUUGGCCUCGACGUGUUGAGACACGACAUGACGCAGUAUUAUAACAAGGAGUCCUCCGAUCUGUAA
Messenger RNA from Aspergillus terreus NIH2624, 1224 nucleotides. RefSeq names its product FAD-dependent oxidoreductase. Gene Ontology annotation, molecular function: FAD binding; oxidoreductase activity. Lineage: Eukaryota; Fungi; Ascomycota; Eurotiomycetes; Eurotiales; Aspergillaceae. The transcript is spliced from 5 exons. Gene Ontology annotation, biological process: ubiquinone biosynthetic process. The coding region runs from base 1 to 1224 and encodes 407 amino acids. Gene Ontology annotation, cellular component: mitochondrion. The record is from RefSeq and is a predicted model, not a curated record.